Molecule: messenger RNA, 936 nt
Organism: Psilocybe cubensis
Lineage: Eukaryota; Fungi; Basidiomycota; Agaricomycetes; Agaricales; Agrocybaceae
Exons: 13
Coding region: 1-936 (311 amino acids)
Source: RefSeq, a predicted model, not a curated record
AUGGAGUCCGAGUUAUCAAACCUUGCCCUGAUCAUAGAUGCAAUGCAUGGAGUGAGCAUGGUCACUCGGGCGGAGGUGGCCGCUGCCGCCUUGUUUGUCUGGGACUACUUCAUCACCAUUGGCAUGGAAGUUGAUCUUGUCUGGACGUCGCGGUGGAAUUCAAUUAAGGUUCUCUUCCUCAUUCAAAGAUAUCUUCCUUUCAUCGACACUUGCAUUUUGACCCUUUAUCGUGAUUUGGUUCCUCGAGGCCACGACGAGUGUACGAGUUUUCAAAAGGCCACCGGAUUCCUAUAUAUCACUGGGUUUGCUGUAUCAGAACUUUUGCUUACCAUGCGUGUCUGGGCCGUUUGGAACCGCAGUAAAGCGCUUGGAUAUCUUUUGCCUAUGGCAUUCAUCGCCGUAUGGGUCCCGGCAUAUGUCUUUAUGUUCUUCUUCGCCAACUCACUCCAAUUUUCAAAGGAACCUCCUCUUCCUGGGAUCACGGGUUGUUUCGUUAUUCAUGCGUCGAACCUUGUAAUAUGGUGCUGGACUUCACUUAUAAUCUGGAAUACUAUUACUUUGAUUCUCAUGCUUAUUCCUGGUUGGAGAGCAUAUAAAAUUGGAGUCAACUCUACAUUAUCCACAAUCGUGUAUCGGGACGGCACAUUUUAUUAUAUCUACCUUUUCAUCCUAUCUGUUUUAAAUAUCGUCCUCGCGAUUGCGGCAGCUCCAACACGGCGCUUCGUACUUACUUCGAUGGAAAGGUGCUUGCACUCCAUGCUUGCAACGCGUGUAAUUCUUCAUAUGCGCGAUCACGCACGUCGACCUCAAUUGGAAUGGGUCGGUGGUGAAUUCUCAACGGGGGCCGUUGAAUUCGCAACAGGAGGGCAUAUUAGUGCCGUUCCCCAAAAUAUUGAAGCCGACCCUAUGGCAUUCAAAAUGAAGCCGAUACAUUAA